Messenger RNA from Bactrocera oleae (olive fruit fly), 1861 nucleotides. The record is from RefSeq and is a predicted model, not a curated record. Lineage: Eukaryota; Metazoa; Arthropoda; Insecta; Diptera; Tephritidae.
CAAAUAUUCGCUCCACACAUAUAAUUGCAAUGGAGUGUUAAUUACGAAUUCCUCUCACACUGAUAAAGUGCCGGCUGUGUAGCGUUCGUGAUGCCUUUGGUGCAAUCAGUACUUCAUGAGCCAACGGACUAAGAAGUAUUUUGAAGUGAAAGGAAUUAUCAAACAGUAAAGAAUUUAUGAGUUAAAUGCAAAAAGUGUUUGUUACAUUUCAGAAAAUGUCAAGCUUUCAAACGUUCUUGCUCCUGAGCGUCACGUUAAGUGUGAGUUGGAAAAUUGCGAUUGCUGCAAAAGUGUGUAGUGCAGAGAACGAUGAGUGGGCAUGUAAGUCCGGCGCCUGUAUUGCAACAGAAAAUCUAUGCGAUGGCAUCGAGCACUGCGACGAUGGUUCCGAUGAGACGAAAGCUUCUUGCGAAGAUAUGCAAUGUACAUUUGCUUCAUUUCGUUGUCGUUACGGUGCAUGCAUAUCACUCGCAUUGAUUUGUGAUGGGAUUCCCGAUUGUGCCGAUUCAUCAGAUGAGGUCACUGAGAUGUGUCGUAAACGACGCGAUGAAUUACCAGAUGAUGGCAUUGACGAGGAAACAAAACGCAAGAAUUGUGCUGGUUGGGGGCAAAUGAAGUGUUGGUCAGGACAGUGUGUCAACAUCACUGAUAAAUGUAAUGGCGUACAGGACUGUGAAGAUGGAAGUGACGAGCUGCCUUCUUUAUGUAAGACAAUAUUGUGUGGGAAAAACCAGUUUCAAUGUGGAUAUGGCGCGUGUUUACCUAUGAAAGCGAAAUGCAAUGGAAAAAAGGAAUGCUGGGAUGGUACGGAUGAGCACGAGGAACUUUGCGCAAUAGAAAUUGAUACCUCAUUAACAUCCACAACACGAAUAAAAACAACUGCGUUUACGGAAGGUAUUGUGAAUCCAACGAUUAAGGCUACAAAAAAAAAUAAAACAGCCGAGAAUGCAAAUGCACCGCAAACGAAUACAAGUGUUUUAGACUAUUCGACACAUUUUGAAGUCAUUGAAAAUUCCGAAAAGGAUUUAACAACCACAUCCGAAGUUAAAACUACGCGCACACAAACAACAACGAAUCGACCACUUGUUACCACUACGAAAGACACAAAAACACCUUUCAAUGCAUUGCCUACAGAACGACCCCACCUGACAACGACAAGUGUAAAAGCAACUAUAAGCACACAAAAAACAUCAGCUUCUAAACCACUCCUCAAACCGACAACAAAAGCAAAUGUAACGAGAAACCAUUCCGAAAAAGAUUUGCAAAUAACGACGCCAAAAAUUAGGAAAACAACAAAAUAUUCAGCAACUCUAACAACUCCAACAUUUUCUAUUGAUGUCCCAAGUGAAACACCUUCAACGCAACCUAAGAGUAAUGGAAAUAAGGGUCAAGAAGUGAGGAAGAUCCAUAAUAAACUGGCCGUGUCGCAAACUACCUUAUCUACUCCAAAUGUGGCAUCACAAACUACUAUUUUCAAAACAAAUUUAAGUUCGACUCCUAACUAUGCUAGUGUGUCUAAUGUUAGUGUGCAGAUCUCUAUAAAUUCACAGCCACAGACUGACGUACUGCCUCAAAGUCCACUUUAUUAUGUUAAUAAAACAUUAAAUACCACCGAAACACUUCGUAAUCUAAACUAUCCUGGAAGUAUAACACCAACACUCUCAAAUCGGUACAACAUCAAAAAAACAACACCGCCGUCUACGACCACUAAAGGAACCCCAAAGCCAUUAAGCUAUGUAUUUUACGCAAUUGUGGUCAUCCACUCUUUGCAGCGUUUCAUUACCAGGCUCUCUCGAUUUUAAAAGUUCACAUGAUAAUCAAGGACGAUUAUAUCUUAUGGAGGGCUCACAAGUAAUUUUCA